UCCUGUCUCCCUCGGCAGAAUGUGGGUCGUCUCCCUCGAGACUUUGAUUAAUGUUUUCUGCUUCCACGUGGGUUUUGCCGUCGAAACGGAGCAGUCAUCGGGUCCGGAGUUUUUCGAGACAGUCAUAUCUGAGAAACUGCGGCUCUUGCCGAAAGUCUUCGAAUCGAAGUGCGGUCCCGUUCAUCGGUGCUCUGGAGAUUCUGGGUCGGUUUACGGAAUCUCGACGGCGUUCCAAAUGAGCGGCAGUGUCGAGUGCAAACUCCGUCCAACCGCGAUUUCCACCGAGUGCGAGAUACCCCUCAAAGUUCAGUGGCUCCGGGCGAGAAUUGGAAACGAGGGCUCAGAUGAAAUAUUCUUCAAAAUGGCUCGAGGACGAGUAGUUUAUCACGAAAAUUUGGGCAUCAGAGAAGAUGGCUUCGAAGAUCUCAUCGAACAGAUUGUCGUGGACGAUGCGUCCCAUGCCCUCGAAUUGCAGAGCAUCAGAAGGUGCGUUAUAAGCGCAUUGAAUGAUCUGAAUACUAUGUUGAGCUGCCUCAUCCUGGGUAGGCAACCGUGCGACCAUGCUCCAUCUGUGAGGUGUGCCCUGUGA
Molecule: messenger RNA, 589 nt
Organism: Galendromus occidentalis (western predatory mite)
Lineage: Eukaryota; Metazoa; Arthropoda; Arachnida; Mesostigmata; Phytoseiidae
Exons: 2
Coding region: 20-589 (189 amino acids)
Source: RefSeq, a predicted model, not a curated record